This is a messenger RNA of Ixodes scapularis (black-legged tick), 1093 nucleotides long. RefSeq lists its product as uncharacterized. The record is from RefSeq and is a predicted model, not a curated record. Bases 41 to 1093 code for a protein of 350 amino acids. The transcript has a single exon. Gene Ontology annotation, cellular component: ribonucleoprotein complex. Gene Ontology annotation, molecular function: single-stranded RNA binding. Gene Ontology annotation, biological process: retrotransposition. NCBI's taxonomy places the organism in Eukaryota, Metazoa, Arthropoda, Arachnida, Ixodida, Ixodidae.
UUUCCUCUUCAGUGGGCGAGGCGAUAGCAGCGAGGACAGUAUGCUCAACCGCUGUCUGCUUCUUUCGCAGGUAUGUUACCUUCAGAACGCUCAUUGUGUACGGUCCGAUAAUCGCUUUUUACUGCUAUUUCCUCGCCCACAUGGAUACGAUCACGGUAUUUGUUGUUUUGUUGACCUGUGCUCUCAGCUGGUGUAUUGCAUCAAUAGCCUUCUCCUUAGUGGAGACGUUGAAACGAAUCCAGGACCACCAAAAAAAGACAGCAAAAAAACAAAACAAGAUAACGUAGUUUCGGUUACAGAGGACUCGAGGGCUGCUAAUUCGGGUGAGAGCGAUAAUGACGGAAGAGAUAUCGAGAGACAACCCACAGUUUCGGAUAUGUUUGCUGAAUUGCUGGCUGGCCAGAAAAAGAUGGCUCAGGACAUAGCUGAAAUCAAAUUAUUCCAACAGUCAGUUAACUCCCGAUUUGACGCUCUUGAAGCACGAGUGGCUGCCCUCGAGUCGCCUUCUGCCACGCCAAGUGUCCCUUGUACAUCUUGUGACAAUCUGCUUAUAGAGCUUAAGUCAUUGUCUGGUGUGGUAGACAGACUCGUCGCGAGGAAUGACGACAUGGAAAACCGCUCGCGCAGAAAUAAUCUAAUCUUAUAUGGCCUCACCGAAAGCGCAGACGAAACUAGUGAGUCAUUACUCUCUAACGUAUCAAAAAUAUUCUCGGAUAAACUGAUUAUUGACUGCCCACGUAUUGAAAGGUGCCAUAGAAUAGGUCGAAAACACGACGGUCGUUCACGUCCUGUCAUUAUGAAACUCCUUAAUUUUCGCGAAAAAAUGGAAGUAUUGAAAAAUUCUUUCAAGCUUAAGGGUUCAGAUAUUCGUAUAUCGGAAGACUUCUCUGUUCAUGUCCGUUCUGUUCGAAAGAAAAUAUGGGAUGCGACGGCCUCUUUCCGUGACAGUGGCUCCUCCGUUCGCCUUCGAUAUGAUCAUGUGUUCAUCAAUAAUGAGCGAUAUAAUUGGGGUGUUAAAACUAAUACUCUGGUUAAGUGUUCCGACUACUCCGCCCAGUCUACUACCACCGCCCCAUCUACUGGUGGUCGUUGA